Adelges cooleyi (spruce gall adelgid) is the source of this 855-nucleotide messenger RNA. RefSeq lists its product as uncharacterized. The record is from RefSeq and is a predicted model, not a curated record. The transcript has 4 exons. Lineage: Eukaryota; Metazoa; Arthropoda; Insecta; Hemiptera; Adelgidae. The coding region runs from base 106 to 846 and encodes 246 amino acids.
ACAUACAACGAUAACCUUGCAGCUAUUUCUUUGGAGAAUAAGAUAAUAAAUUUUUGUAAGCCAGUAUACGUAGGUUUUGCGGUGCUGGAACUAAGCAAAGUUUUGAUGUACGAUUACCAUUACAACGUUAUGCGCAAGCAUUUUAAAGAUGCUAUUGAAUUCAUUUAUGGUGAUACAGACUCACUUAUAUAUUUAAUAAAGACCAAAGACUUUUAUGAAGAUGUCAGAAAAAAACCAGAACUUUUAAAUCGGAUGGAUACGUCAAAUUUACCACCUGAUCAUCCAUGUUACUCAGUAGAACGCAAAAAAGUUCCGGGGACAUUCACUGAUGAAUUAGCCGGUCUUACGAUGCAUGAGAUAAUUGCAUUGCGAUCAAAAUUGUACGGGUUCAGCAAAGAAAACAUUUAUAAGUCUCUGGAAACAGAAUGGAAUACAGAAGAAAAAAUAAAAGCUAAAGGUAUAAGAACUUAUGUAACUCAAAAACACAUGGUUCUUGACGACUUUAAAAGAUGUCUUUUCGAUGAUGACAGUGAUGAUGAUUUGGACAUUUACGGUUUAAAUAAAGCAGAAGCCAAAAUGAUUGCUCAUAAUUGUGCUCUUAAGACCGUAGAGUAUGCUCACCAUGACUUAAAUACAGCGGGUAGUACAUCCUAUCGCUACGAUUAUACUCCAUACAGAGAGAAUAUAUCUAUACGAUCAUUCAAACAUCAAAUUUGUACCAUCAAAACAAUGAAAUUAGCACUAAACCGAAAUGAUGAUAAGAGGAUCAUACUUCAUGACAGAAUUCACACUUUAGCGAUUGGUCAUUAUAAAAUCAAAGAACUUCAAGAGGCAGGCGGAUUAUAAGAAUGCAAC